Ornithodoros turicata is the source of this 4620-nucleotide messenger RNA. Its product is annotated as large proline-rich protein BAG6-like. The transcript is spliced from 27 exons. Bases 179 to 3934 code for a protein of 1251 amino acids. Gene Ontology annotation, cellular component: BAT3 complex. The record is from RefSeq and is a predicted model, not a curated record. Lineage: Eukaryota; Metazoa; Arthropoda; Arachnida; Ixodida; Argasidae. Gene Ontology annotation, molecular function: polyubiquitin modification-dependent protein binding; misfolded protein binding.
AAAAUAGUUCUCUACGCAACCGCUAGGGCUUAGAGUCUGAUCACUAUUGUGCUUCUGUGGUAUCUUCUGAGCUGUUCCAUGGUCUUUAAAGUGCGUUUUGCAUCGUAGAAACAAACCUGUAGCAUCGAAAGUGUGUUAACGACAGAACCACGGAGAACAGCAACCUGCAACAUCAGAUAUGUUGGAAGUUACUGUAAAGACGCUGGACUCGCAAAACCGCAACUUUUCUGUGCCCGAUGAUAUAACCGUGAAGAGCUUCAAGGAGAAGAUUGCAGCUUCAGUGAACAUUCCUGCCCAUAAGCAACGUCUCAUCUUUUGUGGGCGAGUGCUUCAAGAUGACAAGAAGCUCAAUGAAUAUGAUGUCAAUGGGAAGGUGAUCCACUUAGUGCAGCGUCCACCUCCCCAUCCUGGAGGCCCUUCUGGAUCAGGGGGAUCCACGUCCACAACUCGUACGACUGGCCCACCACCAGGGGGUCCCGCAGGAGGUGGUGGUGCAGCUCCAACUGGUGGCAUACUGCAUAGCCCCCGAGAGGGCAGCAGUUUCCUUUUGGGAGCAUUCACGAUACCGCAGGACAUGAUAGAUCCUGCUCAGGUCCAGCAAAUUGUCCAAGAGGUGGUCUCAGGUAUGGGAGAAAUUGGAAGGAAUGCUACUGUGAUGUCUCGAACGUCGGAAGAUGGCUCCUCCGUCGAUGUGCACAUCAACCUGGGUCAAGUUCCAUUGCAAAGUGAAGUACAGCAGCGGAUCAACCAAGCGCAGACUAUGCUGCGCAAAGCUUCAAAUUUAGUCACUAGACUGGAGAAUCGUAGCCAAAACUCUAGCCCUUCUGCUGAGCAGGGCGAAGCAGAUACAGAUGUGGAAAUGCCUCUGGCUCCAGAUUCAGACAUCACCACCACAGUUGGCAACGAUGCGAACACCGCUAGUGGGCCAUCUUCUUCAGCAGGACGCCUAGGUGAGAGCAUAGUCAAUGCAGCGAGAGCGGCUGCCGCCGCGGCUGCGGUGGUUGCAGCGAGGGUGUCCGCCAGUUCUCUUUUAAGUCCUUUGGUGUCCGGCGGGGAGGCUAGAACCGAAGCACAACUCGGGCAACAGGAGCAGCCUGCCUCCGGGGAAAGGUCGCAGCCCGAGCCUCCCACCUCUGACAUGGGUGUCAGUUCGAGUGCAGACACAGCCACCAAUGCCACAUCAACCACUUCGGCCAGUGGAAGGAGGCGCCGGGAUGCCAUGGGGACACCAGUUACGGCCCUGGUGCCCAUCUUGGAGGAGAUUCAGAGCCUGAACACUCGUCUUGCACCUUUCCUGGAACAGUACCAGCAGCUGCUGGGUGGAGAAGCAACUGGUGAAAAUCACAACGCCUCAGAUACCCAGGGGCAGUGGAACAACCUGUGCCGUGCCAUGCACUGUCUCAGUCAUGCUUAUCAUUCCGUCAGUGACCUUCACAUAAAUAACACUACACAACCACCAACCCUACGUGCACGUGUUGCUACCGGAGCUGGGGGUCUGCUUCAUGCUGGGUUGCCUGUGUCGGGCCAGAUCAGCGUGGAAACCGUGAGAGCACAGACCGGAGAGUCUGUAUUUUUCUCACGACCAACCACAACGUCGUCUGUUCCCUCUGCUCCAGCGGGCAUGGCAGCACCCGGUUCAGCGCAGGCUUCAGCACAGGAAAAUGUGAGCCAGUCUCAGCGAGGAAAUGGACCAAACGGAACAUCACCAGCACUGUUGACUGCACAGAGCCCCGUUGUUUUCAUGGAACUGGGUCCCGGCUCCAUCACCAUUGACAGCAUCACCACAGGUGUCAUCAGCGAUGCACCUCCUCAGGAAUCGAGUGCUGACGACUCCUCUGUUAGCUCUACGGGACCGGCAGGUGCACAGCCAGCAUCAACAUCUGUUCGUACUACUACUGGAGCUGCAACAGUAACCACGUCCUCGGGAACAACUGGAACACGCACGUCACCAAGCUCCAUGCCAUUGCGGGGCUCCACACUAGCAUUCCCAGCUGCUCUGGGAUCACUGGCAAACCAGGCAGGACUGGGUUUCGAUCCAUGUCUGCCGUGCAACUCUUACUGGGCUUACAUGGAGCAGGGAAUUGCCAACCUAGGUCCCCUCGGGAUGCAAAGCAGGGGCAGCAGUAGAAAUGGCGGCUCAUCAGCUAGGGCACGGACAGCAACACAGAGUGCUACUCUGUCAGGUGCAUCUACCACGACUGCAGCACAGGGUCCAGAUGAACACCUCCACCAAGUUCUAAAUGGGCUCAUGUCAGCUCUCUUUCAACAGCCUCUAGUGCAGGGGACAGGACCAGGACAGCGCAGCACUGCCCCUCCACCCUCUGGGGAGCCUAAUCGCGGGUGGGUGGCCAGCUCGGGACCUAGUGGCACACGCCCCCUUCUGGAUGCAUUGCGAAACCAGAUGAGGCAGUAUCAGGCAGGGCAGUCGGCGGCCCGGGGAGCCAGGACCAACGGGGAGGCUCCUACUCGACAAGAGGCCAGCACUACGUCCUCUCAGGGUGCUGCCAGGCCUCAAGGACUGUCUUCCACUCUGCCUCCUUCGGCUGGUGCUGCCACAGCAUCUCAGAACACUGCUGAUUCGGCUGCUGACAGCAGUUCUUCAGCUCGAGGCGAAACAGCACAAGACACUGUUCGCAGCUUACUACGUACUUUUCUCAUGGAAUAUGCUUCUAGUCAUAAUCUUCUGGGCCGUGAAAGAGCUCUAGCAGAAUUUGUGAACACCCACAUCGUUGCUCCAAACGUACUUGGUGACGAUUUCUUGAACCGGGUGCUAACGCGUGUGUCACAGGAGAUCUCGACAGAAUCGCUGCUUUCUGUUGUUUCUGGAGUGGAGAGCCACCUUGACACCCUUCGACGUCCCCUGCAGGAGGUUAUCCUGCAGUAUCUUGGCAGACCAUUGGAUUCACAUCCCACCCUUGCACGCCAGGCAAUUGUGAAAGAUUUGCUGGAGAACUGGGGUGGAAGCAUAUCAUCGCACAUGGAGGAAAGGACAAGACCACUGCCCGGAAUUAAUAUAAGAGAAACCAUAAAACGGUUUCUCAGUAGCAACCUGAUGCUCAUCUUCGGCUACAUCUUAACUGCUAACAAAAACGAUGGUUUUGGACGUGGUCUCGUCGCACAGUUGAAGGAAUCGCUGACAGAGUUGAUGGCGUUGCUGUGCGUGUGCUUUGCAAACCCUGUCAACGGCUUUGAUUGGAUCAUCCAGAGAUUGGGAAGCAUGGAGAAUUGGAUGGACUCAAACAGCGACCUCCACCUCCUGCGUCACUUGGGUCGCCAGGCAGCUAGUAAUGUCGCACCGCGGCUUCUGGAAGAGGUCAAGUCUGUCUACGUGGUGAGAAAUGACGAGGGACGUCGAGAAUCUGCGGAUCUGCCGUCUGCGACGAGAAGGCCAUGCAGCGGAGGAGGAGCAGCGCCUAAUCAGGAGCUCGAUAUGGAUGUGGAUGCUGUCCACACUGCACCGUCGAGCGUUCCAAUCAGCAGAACAGAAGUUCCGUCUGCUUCCAUGGAGCCCCUGCCCGAAGUAAUCAUUGGGUCGGAGCCUUGGCACGCUUCGCUACCCUCGGAAUGGGUCCCCAUCAUAACGCGCGACAUUCAGCGACAAAGACGUCAGGCCCCUCAGCCACCCUUCAGUGACGCCUACCUGUGCGGAAUGCCUUCUAAACGGAGGAAGAUGAUGAAGAACGGCAACUCUGAGGGUAAUGCACAAGCUGCGCUACCCCAGCUCCUCCUGGGGGCCAUACAGCGUGCCGGCGUGCGGCCGAUUCGAGGGAGCGCAGAGUCUGUCACUCAAGAGGCAGCGAGAGAUGCUGCCGUACAGCACGCGUACACCCUCCAGCUCAGACAGGCCGUGCGGUCGCGGCUAGCCGGAGAUGCGGACUUCAGACCGGAGCAGUUCCCGAACGCCCACAGAUUUUUCUUUAGCACAGAGCCGUGAAGACUGCAAGACCUCCGCAAAUUCCGGGUCAUUUUAUUACGUCACGCUAAAUGAAGAAGACAGCAACGUAACUGCUUCUUAGAACUUUUUUCGUUUUUGUAAAAUGAGGUUGCCAUUUGAGAGGAGAGAUAUACUGCUGGGAGCUACACAGUGUUGUCAUCACUGCAUCUAAGCAUGCAAGGUGCUGAGAAGCGUGAAAGCUCGUUAUUUUUGAGUACUCUUAAAGCACUCCCUAUAUUACUGAAGCAUGCUGGAAGGAGUUGACCAUUGCUGCAUGAAACAUGCAUUCUGAUUGCCUGUGAGGAAUGGGAUACAUAACCGUUCCUUUGUAUCUGACAAAGACGUGUCAGAUAAAUAAUACUUACAAACCUAAGCAUAUUUAUCUUGCAGCAUGUAGGUACUUUGCCAAUUUAAAGUGACCAACUUCCUUGUAAAUAUUAUUUUAUUCUGAACAGGCAAGAAAGCAAAGGAUCGUGCGGCACAUGCCUCAAACACAAAAGCUUACAUUUGGCAUCUGCCAAGCGUUUCACCUUUUCUCUGUAACCAUGUCGGCAGAAAACCCUAUGCUUUGUACAUUAGCAGAAUUCUAGCAAGAAGAGGACUGCAGUGUGUCUCUGCACCUUUGCACUGUUACCAUGUGCAUGUUCGAUGCUUCGAUGUUUAUUAAAUAAAGUGUGUUCCUUUUA